AUGGACAAAGUGAGGUGGCCGUCCUGGGAAUGGCUGUCGUGCGUGCACUACGGUCUGGGGAUCAUCGCCACCAUGGGGGCCUACAGCUUCCUGCAGGCGCGGGUGGUGUCGCAGCCCUAUAACGACCAGAUCUUCAAGGCCACCAUGUUCCUGGUGCUCUGCAAUCGCUUGGUGUCCAUCGUCUACGCCCUGUGCAUGAUGUUCUGCUUGGGCGAGAGCUGGAAGAUCCAGGCUCCAGUCUGGAAGUACGUGGUGGUGUCCUUCUCCAAUAUGCUGAGCACCUGGUGUCAAUAUGAGUCCCUGCGCUACGUGUCUCUGAUCCUGCAGACCAUGGCCAAGACUUUUAAGAUGCUUCCGGUGAUGCUGAUUGGAGUGGUCGUCUCCAACAAAAGGCCGCCGGCCCGGGAGUUCAUGGUGGUUUUGUUCCUGACGUUAGGCAUCACCUUGUUCGUGGUGGGGGGCUCCAUCAGCAGUGAGCACGCGGAAGGGUCCUCCUACUACGGGCUCGGCCUGCUGCUGGCCUUCCUGGGCUUCGAUGGCUUCACCUCCAACUUCCAGGAGAAGCUGUUCUGGCAGGACAAGAUGUCCAAGUACAACCAGAUGCUCUACAUGAACAUGAGCUCCGCGGUGGUCUCCGCCACGGUGCUCUGGUGCUUCCAUUCCUUCGCCUACUGUUUCUCCUUCAUCCUGCAGCACCCGCCAUUUAUUUGGCACGUAGCGGGCCUGUCUGUGGCGGCUGCUGCCGGGCAGUUCUACAUCUUCUCGAUGGUCCAUGACUUUGGCGCGCUCGCCCUGGCCGCGGCCAUGAACGCGCGCCAGGUGCUCACCAUCUUCGGGUCCUAUGCGCUGGACCCGGGGGCGCUGAGCUGGCUGCAGCUGCUGGGGCUGCUGGUGCUGGGGGGGAGCUUGUGGCUCAAGGUCUACUGCAGCUUCCAGGUAGCGCGCCGGAAAGCUGCGGUGAAGGCGACUACUCCAACCAUCCGAGACGCCAAUGUGGCAGAGGAGGCGACAGAGCUCAUGGAGAAAGACGUGGAGCUCACGGUCUUCGGCGUGCCCGAGGAUCUCCGAGACAGCCGCUCCCGCAGCGGCAGCACCUUGGGGGACCACACCCCUGUGCCGCCCUUCCGAAGUGAGUCUCGGUUCCACGAGACCUUCAAGCACUUCAGCGACAUCGCGGAGGACCAGUUCGACUUCCACAACUACUGCCUCCGGAAGACCACUCUCAAGGCCUAUGUGGCGAUGUUGCGGAUGCAAGAGCGGCUCUACUCGCACAAGUUUUACCGGCGCGCCGCGAAGGAUGCUGUAAAGAUCUACCUGGAGCUUUUCGACGGCAAGGCGAACGAGGACACCGGUGAGAAGAAGGAGUCCACGGAAGCAGGCAACGAAGAAGAGCUCAGCGCUGAGGAGAAGAAGAAGCUGAAGCACAAGAAGAAGCGGGAGGCGCAGAAAGAGACACAGAAAGCCACGACGACCACCACCACCACUGGGAAGCCCAAGAAGGUGGACGAUGACCCGGAAGGGGAGAAGCUCCUGCAGCAAGACCCUAUGGAGCAGGCCAGCAAGAUCGUUAAGACCAUGGUGACCUACAGCGCUCUCGACUCAGCCACUCACGUGAUGACCUACGAGGUCUUCAGCAGGCAGAAGAAGGUGCUCCACUGCUUGCAGGCCCUGAGAAAGCUGUGGGAGCUUGGCGGCUACGACCGGCUUCACUACAAGCUUGUGGCCCCGCUGGCGCACUUCUGCUUUGUCAUGGACCUGGAGGGCGACGUGCCGGCGCCCGUGCGAACGGUGGGUUUGGCAGAGGUGGCGGAGAUCCUGAAGGGGGAAGGCAACGACCGGGGGGGGGCUGUGACCUGGGAGGCGCUUCACAGGUUCUAA
Effrenium voratum is the source of this 1878-nucleotide messenger RNA. The record is from the annotation of a GenBank genome assembly. Lineage: Eukaryota; Dinophyceae; Suessiales; Symbiodiniaceae.